This is a messenger RNA of Orbicella faveolata, 3828 nucleotides long. RefSeq names its product ubiquitin carboxyl-terminal hydrolase CYLD-like. Gene Ontology annotation, biological process: protein deubiquitination. Gene Ontology annotation, molecular function: cysteine-type deubiquitinase activity. The record is from RefSeq and is a predicted model, not a curated record. Lineage: Eukaryota; Metazoa; Cnidaria; Anthozoa; Scleractinia; Merulinidae.
AUGAGGAAGCAUCCAGGGCAAGGAACAUCUGAUGGAACAUUCCGGAACAAGCGUUACUUUACCUGCCCACCAGAUUCUGGUGUCUUUGUUGGACUUGAUAAAUUAACACUUAGAGAGGAUCCUGACUCUGAAUCUCCAAAAAAAGAUGAAAAUGCUCAAGCUAACUUCAGAUCACGACUAAUAGAUACAGUUAUGCCAUCUUUUCUUAAAGGAAAAAAUGAACGAAAGUUGCCUCAGGGAAGAAUUAACCAGGUACUUGAAAUUGAUCAAAGAGUUGUGACAUUCAUUGAGGAUCACCCAGCCAGAGGAACUGUACGUUAUAUUGGCCAAGAGGAAGGUUCAAGUGGAAAUGUGCAUACAGUUGUAGGACUGGAAAUGGAUGAGAGAGUUGGGAGUGGAACUGGCAAACGGAAUGGACGAACGGUCUUUGUUUGUAAGAGAGAUUUUGCGAAGUUUGUUGCUAUUGAAAAUGUUAUACGGGAGGAAGACUUUGAUGAGAACCCUAAAGAGACUACAUGUACAGGAGAGAGAGCACUGGACAAACAGGAUGCUAUUCAGGAACAAAUUCGAAAAGAUGAAUCCUUGGCGAAAUCAAUGAGUUAUGAUUAUAGAUCAUCGGGUGGGGAAUCAGUAAGAAAAGUUCGCAGAACAAACUCAGUCAACUCAGCUGAUGUAAUUAGGGCUGCUGGGGAAUCCAGCCAGACAGAUCCUACUGCAUUCAUUGAGCAACAACAUCAGAUCUUUAAUGAGAUGAAGAAUGCAAAAACAUCUGGGAAGAAAGAUAAUGAUGGAGAUGUGGACAUGCAAGAUCAAGACAGGACAAGCCAAAUAGACUUUAAAGAUGAUCAUUUCAUGUCCAAUAGCAAUUUCAGAGAUGAUAGACCAAUCACAAAGCAGCCUGGCUUAUCCAAUGCGGAUUUGGGAAGUCAAGAUGCUGCAAGGCAGGGAUCAUACCAUGACUUCGUCCACAUUGAAAAGGAAGACUAUGACAAGACGGUCCAAAAACAUGAAGUUCAUAGAAGUGGUGAUUCUAAGGUGUUUGUGCAGAGUAAUUUGCAGAAUUCCCCAACUUCCACGACAUUCCCAAGCAGAUGUAGUGACAAAGUAAUGCAGCAAGAUUUGGGUGAAAAUAAUAAGCCACCAUUAGCAGCUGAAGUUGUUUCCGAUUGCUGUCCGAAAACAAAUGAGAAAAUGGAAGAUGGAAUCGUGUGCAAAGAACCUUCAGAGCAGCGAGAAAUACAGACUGCUGCAUUGCACUCAGAAGAUUUAGCAGCUGGUAGACCAGCAGGUUUUGAGGAUACUCAAAUGGCAGUCGACAUUCCUCAUGGUUUUGAAGUGGGUUCCAUGGUAGAGGUUCCUAUGUCAGAUGGUCUUCCCCGAUAUGGUGUCAUUCGCUGGAUUGGCAUUCUUCCACAGUUGAAGGAUAAGCUGGUAGCAGGUCUGGAAUUGGAAGACGAACAGUCUCCUUGUUCAGAUGGCACAUUUGGCGGAGAGAGAUACUUCACUUGCCCAGCAGGACGAGGUUUUUUCACUUUACUGGAGCACUGCCGACUAGAUUCUCGUUUUGCUCCCAACACACCAAAUAAUGACGCAAGUUUUCAUGCAGAAAAAGGUUAUACAUCUUUUUAUUUAAGGGAAUUAACGCUCCAUGUUAAUGUGACUUUGAAAUUUUCUUCUUGGUAUGAGUCCUAUUUAUCAGUUUCAAGUGUAUUUGAUACUCUGCUGCAUCGUCAGAGAAAAGAUGGCGAUCUGGAAGAAUAUGACAAAGUACAGACAGUAUUGAGGGAGAGCAUUGUAAAUCCUUUGAGAGAGGGUGGCUUCGUACGUGCAGACCGUGUCCUCCAGUUGAGAAAGCUGUUAGACGAACUCAGCUCAACUGCAGGAUUAGUGAAUGAGGAAAAAGACCCAGAGGAGUUUCUUAACUCUCUUCUACAGCAAGUCUUGAAGGCUGAUCCAUUCCUUCACUUAAAACCUCGAGAUGUACAAGUCAAGGACAGAGAAGGAGCGUUCUUCUAUCAGAUCAUAACAGAGAAGGACGAGUCUGUGAAAAUCGCUCAAGUUCAACAACUGCUAGUACAGUCUUUCAUCUCAGCCGAUCUCAUACUUUCCGAGAUUCCUUCGUGCUUGAUUCUUCAGAUGCCACGAUUCGGUAGCAGAUACAAGAUGUACGACAUGAUUCUUCCAAACCUGGAGCUGGAUGUUACACAUAUUGUUGAGAAUGUUCCUCGCAAUUGUUCCCUGUGCGGCAGCGAUGUUGCACUUUAUGAGUGUAAGGAGUGCUAUGAGAAAAGAGUACUGGCUGACGACCCUGGAAUAGCGAGUUACUGUAAAGGCUGUAGCGAGACGGUUCACAGAAGGGAAAAUCGCAAAUAUCACAAGCCUCGUCCCGUGCUACUGCCGCGGGUGUACAGCCAAUACCGCAGCGAGAAGAGAACACUCGACCAACAGAAAAUGGAGCUGUUUGCUGUUGUUUGUAUUGAGACCAGUCAUUACGUGGCGUUUGUCAAGUGCGGUGUCGAAGCAGACGCGCCUUGGUGUUUCUUUGACAGCAUGGCGGACAGGAAAGGAGAGAGAAAUGGUUACAACAUCCCUAAUGUGAGUCCAUGUCCCGAGGCACUGGAGUGGCUCUCCAAAGAUCCCGAGGAAAUUCUGGCUGCCAAAGAGAGAGGCGAGAUUCCUGAAAAGGUCCGCCGCCUCUUGGGAGAUGGAUAUCUGUGCAUGUACCAGAACCUGGACAUGACCAUGUACAAAUAAAUCACGUGAAACUCACGUGCACGUACUAGAACAUUCUCCUUAUCACGUGCAUCGCACGUGAAGGGAACCUAACCUUGUAAUGUACACAAAGUGCUUGUACAUAAGAAGGCGUUGCGUUGUGAACUGCACGCCCAUUCUGAAGGCGUAAGCUGAACUGCACGUGUUUCAGCCGCAAUUUUGAUCACGUGAGCACCGCUUGCAAGACUCAGUCGGGCUUUGGGUCUUGGAAUCGAAAUAUUCCCUUGUAGUGAUAGCUAACGCGACUAACAGACUGCAUAAUAUGUUGCUUUACAUUAGAACGAUUUAUUAGAUAAUGAAUCAAUGAGCGUAUGUAGGCACAACUCAUUACCUGGUAACGGUAACAUCUCUAUCAAACCAAUUGUUAGUUAAUUGUUAUUAAUUAUAGUUGUAAGGCUUGAUACCAUUAUUAUGUUACUUUUCGGCCAGAAGUGUAAAUAUGAUUAUUUUCUGUACCUAGUGUAAAGUUCAGCAAUUCUAAGGAAGCUGUAAAUACCAUAUCUAUUGAUUAGCUUGGCAUUGAGAGGCAAAAUUAGUUCGUGAAUAGAGUUCAUUUAUCGAAAAACUAUAAAUAGGAGAGCAAAUUGAUUCAUAGUUUUUUGUUGUUGUUGUUACACAAUUUGAUGAAGCGACUCUAGAAGAACGGAAAUAAAAGGUUCUGAGGUCAGGUUAGGUUUUUGGUAAUAUUUUGAUUUACUUGUAGCCUGAAAUGUCAGUUUUCUUCCGCCCUCAGCCAAAUCCCUUUCGCCCGGAGAUUAGGCUGAGGGCUAAUUCAUUUGCAGAACAACUUAAAAGUUUCCUUUGUGUUUUUUUGAAAGACAUUUAAUUUGCAAUUACUGAGACCUUAAUUAGUCAGUUUACAGCUUCUUUGCAACUAUUUUGAUUAACAAAGGAAUGGUCUUUCCUGGUCAUAAGUCUUCCGUUCACAUUAAGCUUGAUCUCUGGUUAAAAUAUAUCUCGAGUGUUAAGUAACAGGGGGCGUAGAGUCUGGAAUUCGUGAAAGUAUGGAAAUCUACAAACUUGUUUUCCAGAGGUGGAAAAAGUAUGAGAAAAAAA